AUGAAGACGGAAAUUCAGCUAGGACCGGCGGAAAUGGUGGCGGAAGAACAUUUAAUGGCAGUAUUCAAUCCGAAUCCAGUAGCGGCAAUCGAUCCGGAAGCGGGCAUGCGGAUGGCUUUGGUACAGAAGGCGAAAAUGGCUACGGAAGCAUGGAACAGCUUGAAGAUGGCAUUCCAGGAGUGCGGCAGGUAUCGCAAGAUCAAUUUGCUACGGAAGCUGACUCGUUUGGAACUCGAAGAUUGCUCGUCAGUGGAGGAGUACGUGAAUGAAAUAAUGUCUACUAGUCAUAAACUCGACGAAAUCGGAUUCAAGUUAGAUGACGAAUGGCUCUCAUUGAUUUUGUUAAUGGGUCUACCAGAACGAUAUGAACCCAUGAUCAUGAGCAUGGACGCAUCAGGAGUUAAUUUGACGGCAGAUAUAGUCAAGUCAAAAAUAUUGCAGGACGUGACGCUAGAACGCAGUGGUGGUGCUUCCGGAAAUUCAUCUGGGGCGUUACUAACAGGCAAUAACAAGAGCCAAUCGAAGAAGAAGGACAAAUCGAACGUAAAAUGCUUCAAGUGCGACAAACUUGGUCAUUAUGCAUCGGAGUGUCGACAGAAAUCUAAGGUGAACGGAAAUUCUGGUCGGCAUAAGCAGGCGGCUUUGCUGGCAUGA
Molecule: messenger RNA, 654 nt
Organism: Sabethes cyaneus
Lineage: Eukaryota; Metazoa; Arthropoda; Insecta; Diptera; Culicidae
Exons: 2
Coding region: 1-654 (217 amino acids)
Molecular function (GO): nucleic acid binding; zinc ion binding
Source: RefSeq, a predicted model, not a curated record